Messenger RNA from Phyllostomus discolor (pale spear-nosed bat), 2816 nucleotides. RefSeq names its product transmembrane protein 129, E3 ubiquitin ligase (gene TMEM129). Gene Ontology annotation, cellular component: endoplasmic reticulum; membrane. Gene Ontology annotation, biological process: protein ubiquitination. NCBI's taxonomy places the organism in Eukaryota, Metazoa, Chordata, Mammalia, Chiroptera, Phyllostomidae. Bases 173 to 1510 code for a protein of 445 amino acids. The record is from RefSeq and is a predicted model, not a curated record. Gene Ontology annotation, molecular function: ubiquitin protein ligase activity. The transcript has 4 exons.
CCGUUUCUAACACAGCACGUGAAGGGGCAGGGCUGCUCGCGGCCGGGCGGUGACUGCAGGGUUCUCCGCCGGCCGGGGACCUCGGGCUCCGUUUCCAGUGCGACUGUACUGCGCGGAGAGGCUGGAGCCUGAGGGCCGCUCGCCCGAGAGUCUCAGCUUCCCCAGCUGUAAAAUGGGACCAGGUGCAGCACCGCCUUCUAGGAGGGUCUUGAACGGGACCCAAACACUCGCGAGGACUGACGGGCGGCUCACGAUUUCGGGCUCUGUCCGGGGUGCGAGAACUCCACUUCCCAGAAUGCCUCUCGCCGGCCUGUGGGGGGACUCCAUCUCCCAGGGCACCCCGCGCCGUACCGGCGCCUGGCUGACCGGGACGCUGGGGCCCGUUCUCCGUGCCGUGGGCGGCGGCGGCGGCGGCGGCACGAUGGACAGUCCCGAGGUCACCUUCACUCUAGCCUAUCUGGUGUUUGCCGUUUGCUUCGUGUUCACGCCCACCGAGUUCCACUCGGCGGGGCUCACGGUGCAGAACCUGCUGUCCGGCUGGCUGGGCAGCGAGGACGCCGCCUUCGUGCCCUACCAUCAGCGCCGCACGGCCGCCACGCUGUUCUGCCACUCCCUGCUGCCCCUGGGCUACUAUGUGGGCAUGUGCUUCGCAGCCUCGGAAAAACAGCUCUUCCCUCCCAGCCAGGCCCCAGAGGCCUGGCGGCUCUUCUUCCUGCUGGCGGUGCUCCUGCCCACCGUUGCCGGCACCCUGAUCUACUACUGGCACCGGGAUGGGUGGGCCCGCCACCCCCUGGCCCGCUCCUUGGCCCUGUACGCCCUCCCGCAGUCGGGCUGGCAGGCCGUUGCCUCCUCCGUCAACACCGAGUUCCGGAGGAUUGACAAGUUUGCCACAGGGGCACCGGGCGCCCGCGUGAUCGUGACAGACACGUGGGUGAUGAAGGUGACCACGUACCGCGUACACGUGGCCCAGCAGCAGGACGUGCACCUGACUGUCACGGAGUCGCAGCAGCACGAGCUCUCGCCGGACUCAAACUUGCCCGUGCAGCUCCUCACCAUCCGUGUGGCCAGCAGCAGCCCCGAGGUGCAGGCCUUCGACAUCCGGCUGAACUCCACGGAGUACGGCGAGCUGUGCGAGAAGAUCCGGGCGCCCAUCCUCCGAGCGGCCAACGUGGUCAUCCGCCAGAGCCUGGGCGACCUGUUCCUGGAGACGUUCGCCUCCCUGGUGGAGGUCAACCCGGCCUAUGCUGUCCCCAGCAGCCAGGAGCUGGAGGCGUGCAUCGGCUGCAUGCAGACGCGUGCCAGCGUGAAGCUGGUGAAGACCUGCCAGGAGGCGGCCGAGGGCGAGUGCCAGCAGUGCUACUGCCGCCCCAUGUGGUGUCUCACCUGCAUGGGCAAGUGGUUUGCCAGCCGCCAGGACCCGCAGCGCCCUGACACCUGGCUGGCCAGCCGUGUGCCCUGCCCCACCUGCCGUGCACGCUUCUGCAUCCUGGACGUGUGUGCCGUGCGCUGAGUCGGCUGGGCCAGGGUGAGGGAGUGGCCGUGGGGGUCCUGCCAGCCCUGCCAGGGCUUCCACUGCUGCCUCGGGGAGCGGCCAGGCCUCCAGGCCCAGGGCUCCUUACCCAGUGGCAGAAGGACAAGGGCUUUUUUUAAGAAAGGAAGUUCUCUGCCCGAGUUGGGGUGGGGGCGGGGGAUGGGUCUUUCGGGCCUGCCGCCUUCAUUUCCCACCCCUCUGGGUCCGGGCAGUGCAGGUCACAGAAUACAGCGUGGGCCCAUUGCCCAGGUGUUCCGGCCCCUUGAGCUGCUUUUGGGAGAGACUGGCGCCUGUCCCAGACGGCCCUGACCCGGGCCACUUGCCUUAAUUUUAUGGAGCACAUCUGCCCCUUGGUUACAUGCCAGACACAGAUUCACCCGAGACGGGUUGUGGUCAGUUCUGCUACCGUCCCCACGCUGGCUGCUGGCCCCACGGAGGCUGCUCUGCGGAGCUGGGGCAGAGCCUGGCAGUGGAGGGGAGACCCAGGGUGCCACUGCGUGGUGACAGCACCACCCAGGGCUUCCUGGUGGCUGCUCCUGGAUGGAGGGGCCCUACUUGCUCCUGGCCCCCAGGGACUCAGCUUCCCAUCAGGGGCCAGGCAAGGCACUGGCUGCUUUCAGGCGCCUGUCCCUUAGCUGUGUGCUCCCAGGGCCACUCGUCCCCUGGAGGGUCACUGCCUGUAUGCCUUCUGUUGCCCCCAAGAGUGCAGGGAAGAGCCGAGCUCUAGAUUCCUGGCUGGUGAGGCGGGGAGCUGAAGACGGAGUGCCACAGUGACAUCCUGCCUUACAUGAACUUGUCAGGAUGCAGCAGGGACUGGCCACAGCCCACGGGGCCCAUCCGGGUCAGCAGGGGACAUGCCCAGCAGCCAAGGCACCGAGUGGUGUCUCCCGGAGCUCUGGCAGUGCGGGAGUGGGGGCACUGCCAGGGCCCCGCUCAGACGGCAUGGCCGCUGGAGCCCUCAGACUCGUGACUCGCAAGCCCCCCUCAAACUGGCCCCUUUAAGCAGAGGCGAUGCACCCAGCUGGUCCAGCGCACCCAGGGCCAUGCUGAACCCCAGGGACUUGUGGGUGGAGAAUGUGUGGGCCCUUGGAGUGCGCAGCAGGUGAAGGCAGUAGAGGCCCCCGGGAGCCACUCCCAGCCCGGUGCGGAGUUCCAGGUGCUGCCUGGGGAGGGCCAGUGCGGGGCGUUUUUUCUACAAGAGGAACCGACCUAGUUUUAUAAAGAUAAGUCUGUUGUAGUUAAGUGACCCAGCCUUCAAUAAAACCUUAGCCGGAGGUUAAACGCA